Messenger RNA from Schistocerca gregaria, 1338 nucleotides. RefSeq lists its product as uncharacterized. The coding region runs from base 123 to 593 and encodes 156 amino acids. Lineage: Eukaryota; Metazoa; Arthropoda; Insecta; Orthoptera; Acrididae. The record is from RefSeq and is a predicted model, not a curated record. The transcript has 3 exons.
UAUUAUCUUUGUGUUUGAAUUACAUAGAUCAUGACAAGUUGACGAAAGUAAACAUUAAACAUAGUUGUCGUCAAUAUUACAAAUACUACUACAUGAAUUUGCUAUGACACAAGGUUGUGAUAAUGGAUGACGAAAGUGAUAAUCCCGAGUACGACUUGAUGAUAUCAUCAAAAGACUGGCAAAAAGUGACAAACACACAUAUUCAGGCUGGUUUUAGAGAAGGUGCAGAAGAAGGAAGAAAAAAUGCAUUCCAGAAAGGUUUUGAUGUAGGCUACAUUGAAGGAUUUUCAGUUGGCCACAAAUUAGGUAUCAUCAGAGGAGUAUUGAGUGUUCUUCAGAAUGAUACUGGACAUUCACCAGCACCAAGCAAAGAAGAGGAAAAAAGAUGCAAGCCUCUCGGCAACCCAUUAAUAGAUAUUUGCAAACUUUGUGAAGAAGACAACCAGAACCAUGACUCUCCUGCAGAUGUUUCUGAAGUACGCUUAAAUCAAGAAAGGAUAUCAGCUGAAAAAAUUAAAGAAUUAAAAGACCAGAAUGCAGAACAAUUUACUAAAUUUGGUAUUCUAAUCGAUGACAUUAUGGAUUCUAAAUAACAACCAUAGAACAGUCUCCUACAAUUUUUUUCUGGUGCCAAGAAUGUGAAAUGUCAUAUGGACAUAGCUGACUGAUAAAAUUGUGAGCAUAUUCUUUUGUGUAUUUUUUGUUAGAGUUGCUAAUUAAUACUCCAAAAACCAGAAUGACAAAAGCAUGAUUUUAAAAACUUAAUAAGUUACAGUAGUAAGUAACAUAUAAAUAUCCGGUAUAGUUCUGGAUUCAUUGCACUAGCUUGUAAAAGAAUUUGCAACCAAUUUUCCUAUUUACUUGAGUGAACACAAGAAAAAAGUGUUUUACCACUACCUACAAUGCUAAUAUAAAAAUAGUUGUUUAUUAAUUACUUGUGACAGACUUGACAUUUACUUAAAAAAUGAUAUACGAAGAAGGCUGAAAACAUGAUGCAGCUACAAAAGAGCAACUUUUUCAUUUGUUCUUUUCUUUAAAAUAAUCAAAUCUUUUUCAAAUUGUUUGUUAUUUAUAGUCUUAGAAUGUUUUGUAUUUGAGUAUAAAAGAAUAAUUGAAUAUAUUUAUUUUAAUAUAAAAGCUCUACCUUUGUUUUGUCAGCUUUGAAUUUCAGGCAUUUCCAAUUCAAAGUAAAGACUUCCUUUGUUGAAUAUACUUUUAAAAUCCAAUGAGAAGCAUUUUUAUGUUGGACAUACUGCAUAUAUGCUGUGAAACACAUUGUACCAAAUUGUUACAUUUAAUAUGUAAUUAAAAUAAAUCUUGUAUUUUUUCAUUCAUUUA